This is a messenger RNA of Nannospalax galili (Upper Galilee mountains blind mole rat), 7817 nucleotides long. RefSeq names its product coiled-coil domain containing 50 (gene Ccdc50). The transcript is spliced from 12 exons. NCBI's taxonomy places the organism in Eukaryota, Metazoa, Chordata, Mammalia, Rodentia, Spalacidae. Gene Ontology annotation, molecular function: ubiquitin protein ligase binding. Gene Ontology annotation, cellular component: cytoplasm. The coding region runs from base 166 to 1614 and encodes 482 amino acids. The record is from RefSeq and is a predicted model, not a curated record.
CCCCGCCCUCCGCCGCCUUUCUGUCUCCUCUCUCCCUCCGUACUGGACCGCGGUCCGUUUCCGGGCCCCGGGGAUUUGGCGUGAGCCGCCCGGGGCGCGAGCAGGUGGCUGCGGUCGCGCUGGGUGGAGCGCCCGCCGACACUUGGUCGGCCUAGGAGGCCCGCCAUGGCCGAAGUGAGCAUAGACCAGUCCAAGCUGCCCGGCGUGAAGGAAGUGUGCCGAGAUUUUGCUGUCCUGGAGGACCACACCUUGGCUCACAGCCUGCAGGAACAAGAGAUUGAACACCAUUUGGCAUCAAACAUUCAGCGGAGCCGUUUGGUCCAACGUGAUCUCCAGGUGGCUAAGCAGCUCCAGGAAGAAGAUCUGAAAGCCCAAGCUCAGCUCCAGAAGCGCUACAAAGAUCUUGAACAACAAGAUUGUGAAAUUGCUCAGGAAAUUCAGGAGAAGCUGGCUAUUGAGGCAGAAAGACGACGCAUUCAGGAGAAGAAGGAUGAGGACAUAGCCCGGCUUUUGCAAGAAAAGGAGUUACAAGAAGAGAAAAAGAGAAAGAAGCACAUUCCGGAGUUCUCUGGAGGCAAUGUUUACGGAGAUAAUCACUGCUAUGAAGAUGGAGACCAGCCAAGGUCAAGGAGGGCCAGGGAAUUGGGUUCUGAAUACUCAAGGUCUUGUAGACUCCAAAGUAAUGAGAAGACUGUGGAACAGAGGAAGAUGAAACCAAGUCAUACAGAGGAAAGCUUGGGAGAGUUGGAAGAACACUGUUCACCAGAGAGAUCCCUGUCUGCCUCUAGCUGGGGCAAAGGGAGCAGUGAUGCCCAAAGUGCCAGUGAGCAGCACAAAAGGAAACUGCCUGAUCAAGAGCGGCUCCGGAAGCCUUCCCUUCCGAAGAUAAAUGGUGAGGUGUUUCUCAGCACCGAGUCUAAUGACUGGGAAGCUAACAGUUGCCAUCGAACUCGGAAUUGGGAAAAACAGCCCCAACACCAAGACCAGUUUUCACCCAAGUCCUCAAAGAAAACAGAGCUUCCCCAUAAGGAAACUGUGUAUGGGAGGGACCAUGGGCAAGGUGAGCGCAAAGAAAGGAGACGUAGGCCUAGGACUCCUCCCUUCUCAAAGAAUGAAGAACUGUACCACCGCCAUGACACAGGAACGAAACCAAGAGGAAUGAAAGAAGCUGUCUCCACUCCACCUCGAGUGACCCACAGGGGUCAGGAGUGGUAUGAUGCCGAAAUUGCUCGAAAACUGCAAGAAGAAGAACUUAUGGCUACUCAUGUGGACAUGCGAGCAGCUCAAGUAGCCCAGGAUGAGGAAAUUGCUCGACUUCUAAUGGCUGAAGAAAAGAAAGCAUACAAGAAAGCCAAAGAACGAGAAAAGUCAUCUUUGGAUAAAAGAAAGCAUGACCCUGAGUGGAAGUCAAAAGCAGCUAAGUCAACACAUUCAAAAUCAAAAGAGAGUGAUGAUGGUCACCGUUCUAAGAUUGACAGGCCAUCAAGGCCACCACCACCUACAAUGACGGAAGCUGAAGACCUGGAUUACAACCAUUUUACAGACCAGCAUUGUGCCCCGCGCCACUUCUUAAAGUCAGAGUCUUCUCAUAAAGGUUUCCAUAAAAAGCAGUAGAAGUUUAAGACUCUGCCUUGAAAAUGGACUUGCUGUAGCAAAUGUUACUGACUAAUACAAAAUACAUUCCGUGUUUGUCCUUGUACUCCUAUGUUGUCAUUCCAUGGAUUUAUUCUCAAGUGUUUUUCUAACCAUAAAAAAUUUCACUGUGUUUCAAAUGUUUUGGUUAUUGCUGAUCACUUGGGCAGUGUAAGAAAAUAUAGCUUCUGAAUACUGGGUAGCACUACUUUGAACCUGAGCCCGAGAUGGAGUAUGUAAGAGCUCUCUGAAGUGCUGCUCUAGAUUUCCAGGGCCCAGGGGUUAUUUAGCCAUUAUAAAUGUAUAAGGAUGAAUUAUAAAAUAAAACAUAACAUUCGGAUGCAAUGCAGAAUCAAAGAAUAUAAGAAAUAAGAAAUAACUUUUUUGGUGUAUUAGUAUGUUGUUUUGAAGGACAGAGCCUUUGGUUUUUAUUCUCUUUAGGAAAAGAAAAAAACAUAAAAUAUUAAAAGAAGAAAUCCUUGGAGCAGUUGAAGUAUGUUAUUCUGAAUACAUGGAUUUGGUAGAGGUUUUGCAUAUCCUUAUAAGCCUUCCUGGGAAAAUUGUCCUAGAUACCAUUCUUUAACACCUAGCGUGCUGUUGAUUCCCCUGCAGCAAGACUUUCUGAAGCUCCAGGGCAGUGUAUCAUUUCUUCAUAAACACUUUAUUCUUGGAUAUUUUCACUCAGGUAGGUCCAUGCAGUCCAUUGAAAAUUAAAGAAGAAAAAAAAACUUUUGUCCUUUGUUUUAUAUUUACUUGCAGAGCCAAAGGAAUAAUAGUUUUUCAUUUUUUUUUUUUUUUUCAUAAGAGAUGGUGCCAUUACUCCUGCUGACUGUAGAUCAAGCCUCUUGCCUAAAGGGCAGAGCAGCAUUUGUUGGCAGCUCUCAGUAAUAUUUGGUGUCCCCCAUCAGUAAUUAGACUAAUGCAGGCUGAAGUUAACUUUGGUGGGCUUUGGUGAUUAUCACCUGUGAACCGUUGCUCUGUUCCUUUGUAUGAUUCCUUUAAGCCCCUCCCUUCAAACCUUUCAUCUAGCUGCUAAGUAGUGGAAAUGUUUAUCUACCCUUUCUGCUUAGUUAAUCCAAAUGGCAACUGAGCUGUGCAUAGAAAACGUUCCUUCAGAUUAACUUGCUGUUCUUUUUCAUUGUAUGAAUCUGUGGUAUUUCAGUAUGCUAUUCGUUUUGAAAAGAAGUGAUAGGUGACUGGAGAGAAAGUUUUUAGUGAGUUCUCCCCCCCCCGACCCCCACCCCCCACUGGGAGCUGCCUUCUGUUUGCCUUGCAUUUCCAGACUGUCUUAACAUAUUCAGGGAAGCUCCUUUGAACAGAUUCCAGAAUGAAUUUGGAUCUAAUUUUGAAAAAGAUCUUUGCUUUCAUAAAGUUUUUUAUGUCAUAAGGACUUGAGUAAAAAGCAACUAAGAAGAGUUAAAUUUUGGGAAAAUGGCCAUCUGGAAAUACAACUUCAAGAGGUAUAGUCAUUUUGGGAAAAUAAAGAAAAGGAAAAAUAACACAUGAAUAUUGAUUAUGAAAUAAGUAUAGAAAAGUCUUCAUUUAGGAAAGGAGAGAUAAAAUGAAAAUUCUGACCUCAAGUCAAAUUUCACCUAGUGGUUUCAGUAUUCAAAAUUUAGUCUUGUUGAUUUAUAGUAAUGCUAUAUCUUUCUUUAUCUGCCCUGUGAUUUUUAUUUCAUGUUUUAGAAAAUAUUUUGUAAUGUUAACUUUAAAGAAAAAAUACAAUAGUAUUUUUAUUUGAUAAUUAGGCAAAAUAAGCAACAUAAUUUGCCAUAUUUUUAUUUUACAAAUGUUUAUUUUUCUAUUUCAUGGAAGAAUCACUUUUACUUUAAAAACCUGCAUUUCUUUUCCCUUAAUGAACUUCAUUUAGCCAUAUUUAUUGUAGAACAGACAUACUUCAAUUUAAAGACUACAGACCACCUAACCAGAGUGCUAGUGUUCCAACUGCCCUAGUGUCCCACCCGUCCUAGUGUCCUACCCGUCCUAGUGACCCACCACUUGUCUUCGUGUCCCAGCUGUCCUAGUGUCCCACCCAUCGUAGUGUCCCACCCAUCGUAGUGUCCCACCCAUCCUAGUGUCCCACCCGUCUUAGUGUCCCACUCGUCUCAUUGUCCCAUCCGUCCUAGUGUCCCAGCUUUCCUAGUGUCCCACCACCUGUCCUGGUGUCCCACCCGUCCUAGUGGACGGCCAAAGGUAGCACUGCUUUUCUGAUAGCCAGUUCAGCAUCAGUAUUGAAAACUUGUUACUUUUUUUUAAGUUUUUAAGAGUAGAAUUUUAAAAUAUUGUUUAUUUUAUUCUUUUUGUAAGGUGAACACUUUUUUAAGAGUGUCAAUUAUUUACUUGCAAAUAAGAAGAUAGAAAUCUAAUGUUUUUCAUUAAAUUCUCUCACUCAAAUAAUGUAUCUUUGAGGUGAUAGAAGCAACUAGCAACUCUUAAUGGACUGCCACUUUUCACUGUGCUUUCUGCUUUUUUACUUUGUCAAUUUUAUAUGAGCACGAAAGCAUUGAUCUGUUCCUGUUAGAGUUGCUGGAGCACAUGCAGUUUAGUUAUUAGAGCCACAGUGUAUUAUGCAUUACUACUAUGAUAUAAACUGAUUCCUCUGGCCUUGGAAAAUCAGUUUUUAAAUCUCUUUUCUCUGGAGGCCAACCUCUGUUAGCACCAGUAUUGCUGAAUGAGCACAAUGUGUUAAGGGGCCAUUCUUAAGGCUACUUGACAUUACACUGUCUCUUCCCCUGCCUCAUGUUUUGUAACUAUUGCCCAGAUCAGUCAGUUUAUAUAUUCUCACUUGAAAGAAAAUUGAUUCUAAUGUUCAAGCCACUGUUAGACAUUUUAUUUUAUUAGGAGAGUAUGUCGCUAUUUCAUUUGCUGUAAAAGAAUAUUGAAAUUUUUUGAAAGUGACUCUGCAUGCCAUUGAAAUACUUACGUCUCAGUUGACUUUGACAGAUGGCAGCAUACUUAUGAACUGCAGAACAAAGCAAAACCAAAAUUAGAAAGAUAGGAAUAGAAGUUCCCAAGAAGAAAACCUUUUCACAGGUGCAGUGGCCUUUUGGAUCUUGGUCACAAUCUAAAAUGUGUGACCUUGGACCUUGUGUCCCACUGAACUUAUUCUAGAAAACUCUGAAUCGUGUCUAUGCCUGUCUUGCUCUUCCAAGCAACUAGAUGAUGCCUACAGUCACUGCUGACAGUUCUUCAUUCCUUUCACAGUCAGAACAUGUCAGUAUGAAAAGAUUUCUUUUACCUGAUACUUUUCUUUAAUACUGUCAUAUCUUUCUAAAUUUUUUGCGCCAAAUUGGGAAACCUGCUAUAAUAUGGUGCAUUCAGUUUACCACAGAAGUAGUUAACAUUUUACAGCCUUGAUUUUUAACAAGGCUUGCCUUUAUAUGAUAUUCACUUUGGGAAACAUGAAUAUGUGUUAUUCUUUGUUUCUUUUCUUAAAAAAUAACUGUUGAUUGGCUGAGAUCAUCAGCCUAAUGAAGCAAUGAGACACCUGUGUAAGGAAGUAUAAGGCCUGAGAACAGCAUAGAGUUUCCAAUAAAAGCCCUCUUCCCUUUGGAGAGAACAGUGUUUGUGUAGGGAGCAUUAACAUGGAAGGGGAACGCUGUCCAUGUAGCUUUCUCUCUCUGUGCUCUGCCUAUUCUCAUAGCAUAGGCUGUUUAAAACAAUCAUUUAAAAAAAAAUCAAAACCUAAUCUUUCAGCAAAAAGAUUUUUGAAGUAUAUGCUAUAUCUAUUACACGCUGCUCACAGAGAAGUGAUUAGAGAGUUACCCCGUUCUCUCUUCCUAUCUGUUGGUGCCUGUGAGUUUUAGAGCCAUAGCUCCAUAUCUUAUUCGUGACAGGAUGCUUAUUUCUUCAUAUCCUGUGGUACACAAUGUAGGCAGAGAGAAGCUUCUUCUGGAGUGUUCUGUUAAUGCUGCAUGGAACACAGUAUCAUUCAAAUUCUUGAUGGAAGGUUCUUUUCUGUUUUAAAACCCAUGAUGUUAUGUAAGACUGUUAAAAGGAAGAACCAGAGGGUGGUGGUGUUCUUGGUAUAUAAUUAAUCAAAAAUGCUCAAAUUUAAUUGUAGAGAAUCCAAGAAGGCAAGAAGAAACUGGGAACACAUCAGUAGUCAAGUCAUUUUCUGAUGAUCCCUGCACUUUAUGCCAGUAAUGUCUGUGAAGAUCAAGUUUGCCUUAAGUUAGUCUGACUCCAACUGAGGCCAUUGUACCCAGUGUCUGUGAGUGACUGUCAGUUCUCUCUUAGUGUAAAAUUCAUUGAAGAUCCUCAAGCAUCUUUGUCAUCUGGAGCUUUGGACUUCUCCCACUGUGCUGUGGAAAGGAGAGAAUUCCCUAGAGUCCUCACAACAGAUGAUCACACUUUAAACACUUGAUAGUUUACUGUUCUUUCUGAUGGUGACUGUGUAGAAGGAAUUUCUAACAAUUCUUUUGUUCAGUGAAGACAUUCAAAUUAUUUCCAAAAAUUUUGUGAAUACCAUUAUGUAUUGAAAUGUUCAUUUGCCAUUAACAAAUAUGGGGAAAAAAAUCAAGCAAAAUGAGACAUUAACUUGAAACAGGCAGUUUUCUGAUGCAAAGAGUAUUCUGAUUUACUACUUUUAAAAGAGAAUGAAUUUUGUUAUGGCAGAGAAGAUAGAAGAGUAGCUCCUAAAGUCUGUAUUUGAUUCCAUAAACUAAGAGUCAUGUAAGGAAUCAUUUCAAUCCGUGGAAGUAUUUGGCCUUAAAAGCCAUUCUCUUUCCCUUAUGUAAAUCUGAACACUGCCUGCUAACAUGUUCCUUAUAGAUUUAAUAUCCCUUUCUGUGUUCACAGCAAAAUGGAAAGUAUUUUUCUCUUUCGUAGUAGCUUUUCAUCUGUGCUUUCUCCAGCCGUUUCAAUUGGGGCUGAGUUAAUCAUGUAACUUCUUGCCCCGUUGUUGAUUGGUGAAUUCAAAUAUGAAGAGGAGGAAAGCUGAAUGGUUUGAGUGACAUUUCCUCAAAAACCCAGCAAUAUCGAAAGCAGUGACAGGAAGGCACUAUGACAAAUGGUACUUUGGACAUAGUCUGCUGUACUCAAUUCUUACCAUAAUUGUGGAAACUGAGGCUAAGAAUUUGCUGAGAGUUUUUGGUAUCAGAAUUUUUGUACUACUUAAAUUUUCUGUGAAGUCUCCAUAGGCAGUAGCUUCAGUCCUUGCUGUAAACUGGAAGUCAGAUGCCCUUCCUGACAAAUACAUGCAUUGUCCACCUUUCUCUUAACAGACAAACAAAAUUCGUUUCAUGACAUAAUGUAAAUAAUUAGAAAAUGCAAUGGGGGAAAUAGCAUAUAAAAGUGAUGUACCAAAAUGGCAAUUCUCUGUGAUCUCCUGAGAAGAACAUACCCGAAAAAACAUAUUUUGAAAAGGUGCUGAAAAAAAGGACAAGAAUUUGUCACAGAAAUCAAGUGUCUCAGGAUAUUCGAAGUGAUAUGGUCAUUUGUCUUAUAAUGGGAAAAGUAAUCUCUUGACAGUGAGACCACACAGGGUCCACGCACUUCAUCUGGUAAGAGCCCCUUAGAUGUUUGUAAUGUGGAUAUGCUUAUAAAUCAUGUGAGAUGAUACCUCAAGUGCUAAUCAGUUUAUAUUUUAAAAAAGCAGCUAUGAAAUAGGUAUUCCAUAGAUAUGAACAGAGCCUUGAUAGAAUAUAGUGUCUUGUCUGAGAGCAGAAAACAGGCCACCUCAAACCACAUGCCUGUCUAGAGAUUAAAUAAAACUAACUGUAAGGGACACUGUGUGAAUGCCUUAAAGUGACUGGUGGUGGUACCGGUGGCUAUGUAUAUGCCCAUCUGAAUUAGGCUGACAUAAACAGUCUUUUUCAGUUUAUUUUCAUACAGCCCAAAUGGUUCUUGCCCAUAACCUCACUGAAGACGAGAACAUGGUGCUGGUUACUUUCAUGAGUCUGGGGAGGUGGGUGGUCAACAUAAGGCACUCUCCAGUGCUCAAGCCUUUCUUUAAUGCCACUUGUACAUCCACAUAAUUCAUCUAUGCAAGCUUAUGUUUUCAUAGUUUCUAUUUUACACUGUUUGAUCCCAUUUGUUUCUUCAAACAUCAGGUUUAACAUUGAUGUUAUGAAUAAUUUUUAAACCAAAGCAUUGUAUGAGUAAGUCUGUGUGCUUUGUUUUCCAUGGUUUGAAGUAAAUACCUAUCUGGACUUCUCUUAAUAAAGUCAUCCAUUUGUUAGUCA